GGUUUUAGCCUCCUCCGAUGCAGCCGCCUCGCCGCGCGCUUGUCACAUCCCUCCUCCGCCUCCGCUCCUUCUCCUCCAUUGCCUAUCCUCAUCCCUACCCACCCGCGCCCCUGCGACGCCACCAGUUCGUCGCCGACCCCACCACCUCCACAAACCGUGGUAUCGUCGGGGGCAUCGGCGGCGUCGGUUCCGGGAACGGGAACCUCUUGGACCCGACGCAGCUCCUCCGCGAUGACCCGGUGGCAAUCACCGCUUCCCUUUGGGUAUCCUCCUUCCGCGCCGCCGCCUCCACCUCCAGCUCUUGUACCCCCACACCGCCGCAGCCACUCACCCCCUUCCUCUCUCGCCUGGAGCUGUGGGUGCUCGCCUACCAGAAGGCGUACGCUGACGAGACCGGCUCCUAUCUGCCGCGCUCCUCCAUCCCGGCCUCCACGCUCGCCUCCCUCCUAACGCUCCGCAACGCCGUACUCGACGGCCGCUUCCGCUUCGGCAACCGCCUCACCCCCAUCCUCCAGUCCCCGCGCGCCGCCAACGCGCCGGACCCUGCCACCCUCUCCAAGCGCAAGCUCCGCGCCCUCCUUACAACCCCCGGCCCAUCGCCCUUCCAGGACCGCGUCGUGCAGGAGCUGCUCCUACUCCUGCUCGAGCCCGUCUACGAAGCCAGGUUCUCGCCAAAGUCCUUCGCCUUCCGCCCAGGUCGAUCCCCGCAUGCCGCGAUUCGCACCAUCCGCCGCAGCUUUGCUCCGUACCUCUGGUAUAUCAAGGGCGACCUCUCCCCACUCCUGCACUCGCCUGAUCCUGCUCUCGUGGUCGGUGCGCUUAUCCGUGAUGUGCGUGAUAAAAAAGUGGUUGAUUUGAUCCGUUCGGCCCUGCUCACCUCGGUGGUGACCGCAAGCGAUGAUGCUGCAGUAAAGAAGAAGAAGACCAAGAGGAAAUACCAGAAGAAGAAGGUGCUGCCAGAGGGGGAGCCGAAGCCUGACCCUUACUGGCUGCAGACGUUUUUUGGGUUUGCACCAGAGGAAGCACAGACACAGCCUGAUUGGGGCCAUUGUGGGGUGCUGAGCCCGUUGCUUGCCAAUGUGUGCCUGGAUGAGUUUGAUAAGUGGAUGGAAGAGAGGAUUAAGGAGUUUUACAAGCCAUCCAAGUCCGAUGUUGUGGGAGGGGAUGAUGGUAUUGAGCAGGGCAAUACAUCAUGGCCAGAGUUUGUUCCCACGACUGGCCCUGACAAGACAAGGAAGGUGGACUACAUUCGAUACGGCGGGCAUUUCUUGAUUGGUGUGAGGGGGCCAAGAGCGGAUGUGGCGGUGCUCCGGAAGCAGCUAGUUGAGUUUUGUGAUCAGCGAUUCAGGAUCAAACUUGAUAACGAGAGCCUCCCUAUUGAGCACAUCACAAAAGGAGUCAUGUUCCUUGACCAUGUGCUGUGCCGUCGAGUUGUGUACCCAACACUGCGUUACACUGCUACAGGAGGCAAGAUCAUUAGUGAGAAGGGAGUUGGUACACUGCUCUCAGUGACAGCUAGUCUGAAGCAGUGCAUCAAACAAUUCCGGAAGCUUGAGUUUUUGAAAGGAGACCGCGAACCAGAUCCACAACCAUGCUUCCGUAUGUUCCACGCCACACAAUCUCACACAAAUUCUCAGAUGAAUAAGCUUUUGCUGACGAUGGCAGAGUGGUAUCGCUACGCUGAUAACCGCAAGAAGGUUGUCAACUUCUGCUCUUACAUUAUAAGGGGGUCACUGGCAAAGUUAUAUGCUGCCAAGUACAAGUUGCGGUCAAGGGCAAAGGUCUAUAAGAUCGCGUCAAGAAAUCUUAGUCGGCCAUUGAAGGAUAAGAAAGGCCAGUCGCCAGAGUAUCACAAUUUGCUGAGAAUGGGCCUUGUUGAUUCAAUUGAUGGUCUUCAGUAUACAAGGAUGUCGAUGGUUCCUGAUCCUGAUUACACGCCGUUACCAUUUGGAUGGCGGCCAGAUCAUGAGAAGAUUUUGCUGGAGUACAUAAAGCUCACAGAUCAACAGACAUUGAAAGAGCAGAGAAACUGCACCAGGGAGGACGGGCUUAUAACACCACAGGACAAUAUUUCGAUGCUUGUAUGGGGCUACAAGAAAAAUGCUGUUUUACUUCCUUCAAAAGUGAGUGAUGCCCAAGGAUCCACAGAGGACCUUGGUUCAGAUACCGAUGAAUUGAAUGAAAAAGAGCUAGGAAAUGAGGGUAACCAAAGUUUCCAAAAGCUUGCUGAAAUGUCAUGAGUUUUGGCAAACUCUGUAGUGUUCCCAAGGGGUAUUUGACUUGUUGACUGGAUGGUUGGUUUGUGACUUUGAAAACACAAAACCAUCUGCUAGUUCUUUGUU
Molecule: messenger RNA, 2342 nt
Organism: Zea mays
Lineage: Eukaryota; Viridiplantae; Streptophyta; Magnoliopsida; Poales; Poaceae
Product: type II intron maturase family protein
Exons: 1
Coding region: 18-2240 (740 amino acids)
Biological process (GO): mRNA processing
Source: RefSeq, marked provisional